This is a messenger RNA of Hyaloperonospora brassicae, 1059 nucleotides long. Lineage: Eukaryota; Oomycota; Peronosporomycetes; Peronosporales; Peronosporaceae. The record is from the annotation of a GenBank genome assembly.
AUGUCGAGCACUGCGCUCGCACUCGCAGCGCUCGUGGGCGUCGUACCCCUAACGCUCGUGGCGCUUCUGCUCCUGUGCUUCCGCCCCGGCAUCGACCGCCACAACACGCGCCGCGCCGCGCCGCACACGGCUUCGCACCAGACGUUUCUGCUCGCGCACGUGUUCGCUGGCAACGAGGAGUGCGGUCUCCUUGAACGGCGGCGAGCGACCAAUGAGCUCGUGCGGCUGUUUUACCGCUUUUGGGCGCCGAGACACCUCGCGCAGCCGACCGAUGCAAAGGCCGUUGUGGUUGUGCUGCACGGCGUGAACUCGCACAGCGCGCGCAACAACCAGUUCAUGAUUGAGGUCCUGCAGCACGGGUUUUUGGUGGCCGGGAUCGACCACGAGGGCAUGGGGCGCAGCGACGGCCGACACGGGUAUUUCUCGAGCUUCCACGCGCUCGUGGACGACGCAAUGGCGUUCGUUGAGCUCGUGAAGCGCAAGUACCCGGGCAAGAAGGUGUUUCUGCUUGGCGCAUCGCUGGGCGGCCUGAUUGUGCUGCAUGCACUGAGUAAAGGCGGGAUAGAGCUCGUGGAUGGCGCGGUGAUCCUGUGCCCGGCUACCGAGAUUCAUAAGGCGUCGCGGCCGUCGGCUGUCAUGGAAACCAUCGGCAGGCUGCUGCAUCGAUACGUGCCCAAAUUGCCGCUCGUGACGGCCAAUAGCGGCAAUAACAACUCGCCAGAAGUUGCAGCUCUUGUGAGCGCAGAUAAGCAUGCUGACCCACUGUAUUACCCCGGCAAGAUGCGCAUUGGCACGGGUCUAGCUCUCCUCGAAGGAAUUGCGAGUAUUCAGGACAAGCUAGAGCUCAUUGAGACGCCGUAUCUGCUGCAGCACGGUAUGGACGAUAAAGCUUGCAGUGUCACGGGGUCAGCGGCGCUUCAUUUACGGACGCGCAGUGUUGACAAGACGUUCAAGACGUACGAAGGCGCGCACCACGAUCUAGCCAGCGAGCCACCUCGCAUCCGCGAUGCUGUUGUGCGCGACUUUGUGGCUUGGCUGGAAGACCAUUGCAAGCCAUAG